AAAGAUGUUGGACAUAGCGUAUGAAUUGGUGGGACAAGCCACGUCGAACUCUCUUCUUAUGUUCUGUUUCUGCAACCUCAUCAUAGUCAUGAUCAUCACCGGAUCAUCAAAACCCGGUUCGACCGAUUCUCAAGAUUACACAUUUACUACUUCUGUGAACUUCAAUAUGUGCAGCAGCCUUGCUUCUCAAGAUCAUGAUUGUUGUGAUGAUGAUGAUGAUCAUGAAGAGAUGAUUGUCAUUGAUGUUUCAUCUGCACAAGAUGAGCCGCUGACCGAUGCCUCAAGCAUUUCUGAAGGAUACGAGGACAAAGAAAGCAGCCAUUGUUGUGAUAAUAAUGGUGAGGAUGAUGAUGAUGAUGAUGAUGACAAUGAGAGCAAUGAGACUGAUGUUGAAGAGGAGGAAGAAGACGAUGAGUUAAGAAAGAGAGCAGAAGAGUUUAUAGCAAAAGUUAACAAUGAAUGGAAGCAUGAGAAGCUUAGGGCUCUAAGCUUAGUUUAUUGAUUUUGAUGAAACACACACACACAAAUGAAUCAAAUUUAAACCGUUUGUGUUAGUUUUAGACAUACUUUUUUUUUUAAAUUACCUUUGCGUAACUUUUCGUAUCAUUAUUUUUUUUCUAGGGUUGAAUGAAGUGUGACAUUAUUUUUUCUAUUUAGUCCUAAAUAUUUUUUCAUACAAACAGUAAUAAGUUUAACCUCUG
Messenger RNA from Raphanus sativus (radish), 701 nucleotides. Its product is annotated as acidic leucine-rich nuclear phosphoprotein 32-related protein 2. The transcript has a single exon. Lineage: Eukaryota; Viridiplantae; Streptophyta; Magnoliopsida; Brassicales; Brassicaceae. The record is from RefSeq and is a predicted model, not a curated record. Bases 5 to 502 code for a protein of 165 amino acids.